CUAAAUUCUAUUUCUAGACACUUAAACACAGCCGCUGCUGAACCACUUACAUUAUUGUACAUUGGUUACCGAGCUACUAAAACUGCGGCACCUAAACUGAUUCGAACUUGUCUUGUCCUCAACAGAUUAGCGAUAAGAAGAAAAUGGAUCAGUCUGGAACACGUGAAUCUUCCUUUCCAGCCUUCCAGAGCCGUCAGGCCCUGAUGGUCUUUAGGGACAUUUUGGACACCGUUCUUCAUCUGAGUGAUGAGGAAUGGAAGACUUUGACUGAGGACAUGACGCAUCAGUACACGAAACAGAAGUUUGUAUCUCUCUGCACCGAAAUCGUGACGUCCAUGUCGGAGUCCGUCAUCGGGAAGAUGAUGCCGGAUCUCAUCGAACGUUUCGGGAUUGAAUCGGUUCUCCGUGCAAAAGCUAAGCUGAAGGAAAAGGAUGAAUGUGAAUCAAGGAGCCGUUCUGCAACACCGAGCUGCUCAGGUCAAAGUCUACCAGAAGACUCCUCUGAUUUGGUACAGAACUCCAUUCAAACAGCCAUCACUAAAAUCAAAGCUGCAAUGCAGGAGGCAAUCCGGAGGGUCGCAUCAGGGAAAAAGAUAAAGACCGGGGCUAAUAAGAUAUUCAAGUCACUCAAAAAGAUCUCUCGUAAGUCUCAUGUUAAGCUUGAAUCUGGCGAUUCAGUGCAGCUCAAAAACAGGGCUACGUGGGAUGUGAGUGAUCUGCUGGUGAAACAUUUUUCACGUGUUUUAAAAAGUUUGGACCCCAGCGUAGUGACGACUUCUGAUGCCAAGGAAAUGAUUGAAAUAGUGGUCAGUGGUUUAGUCAGUGCUGCUGAGGAAAAAGAUGAUGAUCGUGUCAGUCCAGUUUAUAUCGCGAAAAAUGGCCGUGUUCGUGAAGCACGUAAAAACGCACGUGUUUUAGCAAAUCUAAUAGCUGAACCUUUCUUCAAAUCAAACAGAGCAGGAGGUUUUGUCAGGACCUGUUCCUCAGAUUCUCUUUUUGAGACUGCAGGGACUGAGGUCAACACCGUAAAUUCCAUCCCCUCCCAUUCCGAGACAAUUUACACUUUCGCAGAGGAGUCCACCGAGUGCUUGCCUUCGUUCAUAGGAAGUCCUGUGAAACCAGAUUUCUCAGCAGAGUCAAAGAAAGGUGAUGAUGCCGCUGUCAUUCCGAUUUCCGUUAUAGAUGAUGGCCAUGUUCACCAAAUAACAGAUCAAAACAAGCCUUUGUUCAAAAAAGGAAAGGACACAGUACUUGAGUCCAACAUGUGCUUGUCAAAAUGUGUGCAGAAACAAAGCUCUAAACGUCCACCUCUGCCAUGGUCUAAUGAAGGUGCUUCAUGCAGUUCUUCUGAAGUCAUUUCAUGCGCAGGUGCAGAACAUGAAGCAGAAAAAAACAUCUUGGACAGACCAGCUGGCCGCCUAUCGCCUUUGUUUAAAGGAAGCCCUGAGAACCCAGAUUUCUCAGCAGAGUCAAAGAAAGAUGAUGAUCGUGGUAUUCUGAUUGACAUCACAGGCGACGCCAGUGCUCCCGAAAGAACAGCUGAAAAUGAACUUUUGUUAAAACAAAAAAAAAACACAGUACGUGAGAAAGCAAACGUCUUAACAAAUCUAAAAGCUAAAGUUUUCUUCAAAUCAAACAGAGCGGGACGUUUUGGCAGGACCUGUCCCUCAGAUUCGCUUCAUGAGACUGCAGGGACUGAGGUCAACACUAUAAAUUCCAUCCCUCACUAUUCCAAGAACAACACUUUUUCAGAGUCCAAAAGGUGCUUGCCCAAAUGUGUGCUGAAACCACGCCCUGAACGUCCACCUCUGCCAAGGCCUAAACAAGGUGCUUCAUGCAGUACUCCUGAAGUCAUUUCAGGCUCAGGUGCAGAACAUGAAGCAGAAAAAAAAAUACUGGACAGACCAGCUGAAAAGGACACUGUACGUGAGCAAGCAGAUUCCCUUCGUGAGACAGCAGGGACUAUAAGUCAUGGCGGCUCUGCAGUCUGGUUUGACAUUAUUCUGGAGAAAAACCCACCCAUAAACUGCUGUGACUUUAAGAAAGAGAACAAUGGCCGUGCAGAUAUUCUGAAAGUCAGUGAGCAGCCCACCGGUUCCACCAAGGAAGACCUUCCCAUGACUUCACACGGUGAAUCAAACGGCUCCAGGCGCUUCAGGAAUUUCCGCAAACGACUGACCAGGAGCUUCUCCCGCAUCUACAGAGCCUGUACCAGCUGCGGCAGAGAUCAAUCCACUCUCUAACCCUGCAGAAAUGAUAAAUAAAGUUGAGGUCAUUGAA
Messenger RNA from Ictalurus punctatus (channel catfish), 2280 nucleotides. RefSeq lists its product as uncharacterized. The record is from RefSeq and is a predicted model, not a curated record. NCBI's taxonomy places the organism in Eukaryota, Metazoa, Chordata, Actinopteri, Siluriformes, Ictaluridae. The coding region runs from base 144 to 2243 and encodes 699 amino acids. The transcript has 6 exons.